AACAAAGAAAAAUAUCUGAAUUCUUAUCAAAAAUAAAAAUUUGUAGAGAAAAUACAAAUUAGGCGUUAGGUGCACACGCGCCCCCUCAUUUGGCGUGUGGAGUAGUUAAGCCCUACGUCGUCGUUUACUUCUUCCUUCUGACAAAAAUUCCAACUUUUGUACAACUUCGCCAAUUCUCCUUCUCUCUACCGUCCUCACCUACUCCGAAUCCUCAAUCCCUCUUUUCUCUCUCUAAAGAUCCAAUUUUGCUCGAGGGUUUUUGAUUGUGUAGCGUUCCGGCCGUUAGCUCGUUAGUAUUUCGAAGGGCAUUACAUUUCUAGAAUGGAUUUUUUCUUUGGAAACUCGAAUGGGGGAUCUUCAAAUUUUGACCAGGACAUUUUUAGGUGUCCAUUUCUGAGGAACAUCAAUGCACCAACUAACUUCUCCUUCACAUCAUCAAUGGCUUUCCCUAUUCCUGCACGGGAUGGAAAGGGCCCCAUAUUUGAGGAUGGUCCCAAUUUUGAUAUGGCAUUUAGGCUCUUCCAUGGGCAAAAUGGUGUUGUUCCGCUUUCCGGCAGGGCAUUUCUUCCAACUCAGAAGUCUCAGUCCGAACCGUCACCAGCUCAAUUCAACCCCUUGGCAGCUAAAGCAGCCACCAUCAGCCUCUCCGGUUUUGGUGCAGGGGGGCCUUUUGGUUUCGAUGCUUUCUUCGAAAAGUGGGGGAAAGACAACAAGAAACCGAAACCUUCAAAAAAGGAAUCUUCUUCAAAGGGAGGGAAAUCAGGCCAUGAAGCAAUGAGCGAUGAUUGGUUGCAAAAGGGCAAUUGCCCCAUUGCAAAGUCCUAUCGGGCUGUGAGUAGUGUUCUUCCUCUUGUAGCAAAGGUCCUUCAGCCCCCUCCAGGCAUCAACUAUAGGUGCCCUCCUGCAAUUGUGGCCGCCAGGAGCGCUCUAGCAAAAACUGCCUUCGCCAAAAACCUGAGGCCGCAGCCCCUGCCUGCAAAAGUGCUUGUUAUCGGCCUUCUGGGAAUGGCAGCUAAUAUACCUCUAGGAAUAUGGAGGGAACACACUGAGAAAUUCUCGCCAUCAUGGUUCGUUGCUGUCCAUGCUGCUGUGCCGUUCAUAGGCAUGCUCAGGAAAUCUGUGCUGAUGCCGAAAGCAGCUAUGGCAUUCACUAUAGCAGCAUCUAUUCUAGGGCAGGUGAUUGGAUCUAGGGCGGAGAGGUAUCGGCUGAAGACAGCUGAUGCGAGGAAAUUGGAAUUCGCUGAAACUUCAAUCAUCGGGCAAAAGCAGGCGAUGGCUACUGGGAUGAAAGACGGGCUUUGCAGGGAAAAUGCUGAUUGGAGUUCGAAUUCUCUGCAAGUUCCUGUUGCCUCAUCCUCACCUGAGGUGUUCUGCUGAUCUGGUGGUAUUUUUUUACUGCUUUUCGUCGUUAUGUUGCAGUUCUACUCAUUUGCAACUGUGAGCUUCUAUUCUUGUUGUUUUUAUUUGCUACCAAAGACCUCCUGAAAAUUGGUGAAAUAAAUGUGAGAAUAAGAGUCCUUUGUACUAAUAUCAUUAACUGAGGCAUUUUUAUAUAUAAUCAUCUGUUGAUUGA
Salvia miltiorrhiza (redroot sage) is the source of this 1573-nucleotide messenger RNA. RefSeq lists its product as uncharacterized. Gene Ontology annotation, cellular component: chloroplast. Lineage: Eukaryota; Viridiplantae; Streptophyta; Magnoliopsida; Lamiales; Lamiaceae. Bases 322 to 1377 code for a protein of 351 amino acids. The record is from RefSeq and is a predicted model, not a curated record. The transcript has 4 exons.